Nannizzia gypsea CBS 118893 is the source of this 1617-nucleotide messenger RNA. Its product is annotated as isocitrate lyase. Gene Ontology annotation, molecular function: isocitrate lyase activity. Gene Ontology annotation, biological process: carboxylic acid metabolic process. Bases 1 to 1617 code for a protein of 538 amino acids. The record is from RefSeq and is a predicted model, not a curated record. Lineage: Eukaryota; Fungi; Ascomycota; Eurotiomycetes; Onygenales; Arthrodermataceae. The transcript has 4 exons.
AUGUCAUACGUUGAACAAGAGGAACAGAAGUUCCUGAAGGACGUCGAGCAAGUCAAGAACUGGUGGAAAGACUCAAGAUGGCGAUACACCAAACGCCCAUUCACUGCAGAGCAAAUUGUUGCCAAAAGAGGUACCUUGACGAUUGAUUACCCAUCAAAUGCAUUGAGCAAAAAGCUAUGGAAGAUCCUGGAGGGUAGAUUUGAGAACAAAGAUGCUAGUUUCACUUAUGGUUGCCUAGAACCAACCAUGCUCACCCAGAUGGUGAAGUAUCUAGAUACCGUCUAUGUUUCCGGUUGGCAGAGUUCAUCAACUGCUUCAUCAACUGAUGAGCCUUCCCCAGAUCUUGCUGACUACCCAAUGAACACUGUGCCAAACAAGGUCAACCAGCUUUUCCUAGCUCAGCUGUUUCAUGAUAGAAAACAGAGAGAGGAACGUCUCCGCGCUCCCAAGGAACAGCGCGACAGCCUGCCAAACAUUGAUUAUCUCCGUCCAAUUAUCGCAGACGCAGACACUGGUCAUGGUGGCCUGACCGCUGUCAUGAAACUUACAAAGCUAUUCAUUGAGCGUGGAGCUGCUGGGAUUCACAUUGAGGACCAAGCACCUGGCACAAAGAAGUGUGGACACAUGGCAGGAAAGGUCCUUGUCCCAAUCAGUGAGCAUAUCAACCGACUUGUAGCCAUCCGAGCUCAAGCUGAUAUUAUGGGAACCGAUCUCCUUGCUAUUGCACGAACUGACUCUGAAGCUGCAACCCUAAUAACUAGCACUAUUGACCCCCGGGAUCAUGCUUUCAUUGUUGGGUCCAUCAACUCUAAUAUUGAGCCUCUUAAUGAUCUAAUGGUAGCUGCAGAGCAGGCAGGCAAGAAUGGUGCCGAACUUCAAAAGAUCGAAGACGAGUGGACCAACAAGGCCGGGUUGAAACGCUUCCAGGACGCAGCCAUUGACCAGAUAAAUGCUACUGCCUCCAUCUCCAACAAGAAGGCUGUUAUCGACAAGUUCCUUGCUGAUAUCAAGGGAAAGAGCAACUCGGAAGCCCGUGCUAUCGCCAAACAGUUGACUGGAUCUGACAUCUACUGGAACUGGGAUUCGCCACGAACUAGGGAAGGGUUUUACAGAUAUCAAGGCGGAUGCGAGUGUGCCGUUAACCGCGCCAUUGCAUACGGUCCAUUUGCCGAUCUCAUCUGGAUGGAGAGCAAGCUUCCCGAUUACGCACAAGCCAAAGAGUUCGCUGAAGGUGUACAUGCCGUCUGGCCCGAACAGAAACUGGCAUAUAACCUGUCGCCUUCCUUCAACUGGAAGACAGCUAUGCCCCGUGAUGAGCAAGAGACUUAUAUCCGUCGCCUGGGAGAGCUUGGCUACAGCUGGCAGUUCAUCACCCUUGCUGGUCUGCACACUACUGCCUUGAUAUCAGACCAGUUUGCCAAGGCAUACGCUAAGCAAGGGAUGCGUGCAUACGGAGAGAUGGUCCAGGAGCCGGAGAUGGAAAACAAGGUCGACGUCGUCACCCACCAGAAAUGGAGUGGUGCAAAUUACGUGGAUGAAUUACUAAAGAUGGUUACGGGUGGCAUCAGCAGUACGAGUGCCAUGGGUAAGGGCGUUACUGAGGAGCAGUUCAAGUAG